CACAUCUCAUCUUCCAUACAAUAUUGAAACCAUCAUUAUGAGGGAAACUUUCCGUGCUAUGCUUGUUCUAGUUGCUAUAUUGUUCUUUGGAGCUGCAGAGUUUUGUUCCGGUCGGAACACAAGCUUUAGCUGUAUAGAAAGGGAGAGAGAAGCCCUUUUGAAAUUCAAACUUUGUUUCCAUGAUCCAUCGCAUAUGUUGUCUUCUUGGAAAGGACAUGACUGUUGUGAAUGGAGAGGUGUAGAUUGUGACAAAAAUAGUAGAUAUGUUACCUCGCUUCAACUCAGGGGAUCAAUAUCUUAUCAACUUGAUUGGUAUAAACAACCUCAAUUGUGCUUGAUGGACGAUGUAGAGGAGGUUGUUUCAAGUUUGCUCAAGCUAAGCUACUUGGAACACCUGGACUUGAGCAACAAUAAUUUUAGUGGUAAUCUUAUUCCACCCUCCUUUGGCUUGAUGAAGCAGCUAAGGUACCUAAAUCUCUCUAAUGUGCAAUUCAGAGGAAGAAUUCCUAACGAACUUGGAAAUCUUACAAGGCUUCGUGUUCUUGAUCUUUCUCAAUAUCAUUAUGAGGGAUUGAAGGUUAAUGAUGACAUUCAAUGGAUUUCUCAUCUCUCCUCUUUGCAACGACUUGAUAUGAGUGGAGUAAAUCAAAGCCGUGCAUCAUCAAACUUGUUUCAGGUACUCGGCAUGCUUUCUUCAUUAUCAUGGUUGAGUCUGUCAGACUGUAGUCUAAAAAGUUCUCACCUACCAUCUCACAACCAUCUUCUUAAUUUCACAUGGCUUGGAAAUAUUCAACACUUCGAUAUUUCAGAAAACUCUUUUCAUGGUCCCAUACCUACUUUUCUCCAAAACAUGACUUCAUUGACAUUUCUUGAUAUGAGUGGAGUAAAUCUAAGCCUUACAUCAUCAAACUUGUUUCAGGUACUUGGUAUGCUUCCUUCAUUAUCAUGGUUAAGUCUGUCAAGCUGUAGUCUUAAAAAUUGCCACUUGCCAUCUCCCAACCAUCCCUUUAAUUUUACGUUGCUUGGCAAUAUUCAACACUUAGAUCUUUCAAAUAACUUUUUCCAAGGUCCAAUACCUAUAUUUCUCCAAAACAUGACUUCCUUGAUAUUUCUUUAUCUUUCUAGCAAUCAAUUGAAUGGGAGUAUUCCAAAUAGCAUGGGGCAAAUGUCUAAGUUAGAAAGUAUAGAUCUUUUUGAUAAUCAAUUGAGUGGGACUAUUCCAAAUAGCAUCGGGCAACUCUCUAAGUUAAAGAGCAUAGAUCUUUUUGAGAAUCAAUUGAGUGGGAGUAUUCCAGGUAGCAUCGGGCAACUCUCUAGGUUAAAGAGCAUAGAUCUUUCUGAGAAUCAAUUGAGUGGGAGUAUUCCAGAUAGUAUCGGGCAACUCUUUAAGUUAGAGAGCAUAUAUCUUUUUAGCAAUCAAUUGAGCGGCAGUAUUCCAGAUAGUAUCGGGCAACUCUCUAAGUUAGAGAGCAUAUAUCUUUUUAGCAAUCAAUUGAGCGGGAGUAUUCCAGAUAGUAUCGGGCAACUCUCUAAGUUAAAGAGCAUAUAUCUUUUUGAGAAUCAAUUGAGUGGGAGUAUUCCAGGUAGUAUCGGGCAACUCUCUAAGUUAAAGAACAUAGAUCUUUCUGAGAAUCAAUUGAGUAGGAGUAUUCCAGAUAGCAUCGGGCAACUCUCUAAGUUAGAGAAUAUAGAUCUUUCUGAGAAUCAAUUGAGUGGGAGUAUUCCAGAUAGCAUCGGGCAACUCUCUAAGUUAGAGAAUAUAGAUCUUUCUGAGAAUCAAUUGAGUGAGAGUAUUCCAGAUAGCAUCGGGCUACUUUCUAAGUUAGAGAGCAUAUAUCUUUCUAGCAAUCAAUUGAAUGGGAGUAUUCUAGAUAGCAUCAAUCAACUUUCUAAGUUAGAGAAUAUAGAUCUUUCUAGCAACCAAUUGAGUGGGAGUAUUCCAGAUAGCAUCGGGCAAUUUUCUAAGUUAAAGAGCUUAUAUCUUUCUCACAAUCAAUUGAGUGGGAAUAUUCCAAAUAGCAUCGGGCAGCUUUCUAAGUUAAAGAGCAUAUAUCUUUCUCAUAAUCAAUUGAAUGGGAGUAUUCCAAAUAGCAUCUGGCAACUCUCUAAGUUAGAGAGUAUAGAUCUUUCUAGCAAUCAAUUUGGAACAAGAUUUCCUAAAUGGCAUCAAUUACAAGAGACGAUACGCUUAGUUGAUCUCUCUAAUGCUAGCAUCUCAGGUCCUCUUCCAGAAAAUAUAGGUCAUAUGAUGCCAAUGUUGUGGGGAUUAUAUCUUGCAAAUAACUUCAUGAAUGGUUCAAUUCCAAAGUCACUAUGCAAUGUACAAACAUUGACAGCACUUGAUCUCUCAAACAAUAUGUUAUCUGGAAAUAUUCCAAAGUCACUAUGCAAUUCAAAAGAUUUGAUAUUUCUUCAACUCUCAAACAAUAUGUUAUCUGGAAAUAUUCCUAAUUGUUGGAGAAAUGAUCAAUCAUUCCAGUUUAUUGAUCUAUCUUCCAACAAUCUUUCAGAUCUUGCUGAUAAUAAUCUGACAGGAAGAAUUCCUCCUUGUUUUGAAAAGUUUCCGAUUAUGGUGAAUGCAACACAAUUGAGCCAUGACAUAGGUAAUGAAUAUUGGGAUCAAGACCCUCCAGUGGAUGUUCUGCUUUUUAGAUACAUUGAGCAUUGGGAUUUGGCACCUUUGAUGGAGGUUGUAAAAGGGAGAUACCUUGAGUAUAUAAGAAUAACUCUAAGACUUGAGAUUAGUAUAGAUCUUUCGAGUAACAAUCUAAUAGGAUCCAUACCAGAGGAGCUAAUUUUCCUUAAGAAUUUGCACAAUUUGAAUCUGUCUUGGAAUCAUCUCUCAGGAAAUAUCCCUGAAAAAAUUGGACAAAUGGAGAAUUUAGAAUCUCUCGAUUUCUCCAAGAAUAGCCUCUCAGGAAUGAUCCCGAACAGUAUGUCAAGUUUAACCAAGUUAAGCUACCUCAACUUAUCUUACAACAACUUGUCAGGGCCAAUUCCAACAGGCUAUCAGCUCCAAACACUCGAAGAUCCAACCAUGUAUGCUGGCAAUCCUCAACUCUGUGGAGUUCCACUCUUAAAGAAAUGCUCAAAUGAUACAUUGCCUCCAACAAUCGCCAACUUCAAGGGCAAUAAUGAAGGUGCACUUAAAAGAAUGUGGUUUUACAUUGUCGUGAUGUUAGGUUUUGCAACUGGAUUUUGGGGAGUUGUGGGAACUUUGUUUUUUGUGAAAAAUUGGAGAUAUGCUUAUUUUCAAUGGAUGGAUGAUGUCCAACACUGGAUACUUGUGGUUAUAACAUCGAAGGUGGCACAAUUCAAGAAGAUGUUCAAUGGCGACCAAGAUGAUCAAUAAGUUAUAUAUGGCGUAUGUUGUUGUUGCUACAUUAAUUAUUAAGUUAGUUGGACAACACCAUAUUACAGGUAAUAGUGUCGAGUCCAACUUUGAAUGACCCAACAUUGAAUCGGUCAAUUUUAAAUGAACACAUUAGUAUUAGAGUUUGUAAAAUUUUCAAUAAUAUAACAUAGGUUGUAAU
Messenger RNA from Rubroshorea leprosula, 3533 nucleotides. NCBI's taxonomy places the organism in Eukaryota, Viridiplantae, Streptophyta, Magnoliopsida, Malvales, Dipterocarpaceae. The record is from the annotation of a GenBank genome assembly.